AUUCCCAAGUGCCUUAGUUUAAGCAAGAGAAAUUAAAUGGGACUAAAACCAAGCUCUCGGUCUAAGCUUGAUCCGGGAGAUCAUAUCUUUAGUAAUAGGGCGGGGAUUCUCUACUAUCAUCACGGAAUAUAUGUGGGCGAUGGCAUGGUGAUUCAUCUUAUGCCAGCUGAAAAGAAAGAUAAAUCAGUUUCUCUGUGUCCAAACUGUGGCUACAGUAAAGACCGGCACAGUGGAAUCAUCAAAACUUGUCUUGACUGUUUCCUUGAUGGCAAUAUCCUUUUUACCUUUAUACAUCCCAUCCCUUGCAGGCCACCAGAUGAAGUUAUCAGGAUUGCCACUGAGUUUCUCCAAGGAAAACGAGAUUUUGGCACAUACGACCUUGUAUUUAAGAAUUGCGAGGAUUUUGCAUCCUACUGUAAAACAGGCGUUAAUUUCUCUUAUCAAAGGAUUGGGUGGGUUUAGAAAAAAAGUUGUACCAAUUUAUCUUCAUGACAAAUGUUGGGUAGGUGUAAAUUGUUCGGCCUACUUGAAUAUUAUCUUUCUCUUCCGUA
This is a messenger RNA of Pistacia vera, 551 nucleotides long. RefSeq names its product phospholipase A and acyltransferase 4-like. NCBI's taxonomy places the organism in Eukaryota, Viridiplantae, Streptophyta, Magnoliopsida, Sapindales, Anacardiaceae. Bases 37 to 462 code for a protein of 141 amino acids. The transcript has 2 exons. The record is from RefSeq and is a predicted model, not a curated record.